Molecule: messenger RNA, 1471 nt
Organism: Oppia nitens
Lineage: Eukaryota; Metazoa; Arthropoda; Arachnida; Sarcoptiformes; Oppiidae
Exons: 4
Coding region: 26-1471 (481 amino acids)
Source: RefSeq, a predicted model, not a curated record
CUAUACUAUAUAUGAUACUAACCCUAUGGAUAGCUAUUCAAUAACCAAACCGGUCGGUGGGGUAGCCGUAGUAGACAUACCGAGUAAUAGUAGUAGUGGUGGUGGAAGUAGUCCUACAACAACGGCAGCGGUCAUCAACUAUUCGCCGUCGGCGGCGGUGGCGGCGAUGGCAUCGACACCGCCCGAACCCAACAUUAUAAUCGAUAUGACUGACCAAUGGUAUACAGCAUCGGCGGCUACCGGUGCCACGGGUCUGAAAGUACAGAGGCGUACAUUCUGGCGCAAUACUAUCGGUACAGUACUCGUGCCGUUCGUAUUUUUCGGUGCACCCGUACUCAGUACUGUCUACGACACCGGGUCCCGAUUUCCGGUCAACACGACAGCCCUGUGGCUUAGAUAUCUGUUUAAAAUGCAUCCACUAUUACCGCUCAAUAUCAUACUAUUGUUGGGAACGGUAGCCCUGAACAGUUGGAUACUGUACAAAAUUUUCGAUGUAUUAAUCAGAUUGUUGUUCAUCGGGGAACUACAUAUCUACUAUAUUGAUGUAGUAAUCGAUAUGAUUGAUUGGCUACCCAUUGUUGUAGCCAUCGAUAUGUUUUGGUUGAAAGGUUAUGUCGUGCGGCAAGUGGUCAUCAAAUUGGACACAGUUGUCAUUACACACUUUAGCCAAUCGGUACCGCCGGCUACGGUUAUCAUGAAAGUAUCAGUACUGGUACUACUGGUAAUUGUAUGUCAUUGUAUAUCGUUUUCUACAUUGCAAUGGAAAAUCGAUAAGGGUGUUACCUGGCUAACCACCCAGAGCUAUCUGUACGAUCUGGCCCAUGGAUGUGUCAGCUGGUUUCUGAUGCCCGUCUAUAUUGUAUUUACAAUGGGAAUUCAACUAAAAUACCGACAAAUCAAUGACUAUCUGAACCAUUUGACCCGUAUAUCGGAACGUCCGGAACAGUUUCAUAUGAAACAAAUAAAAUUUCUAUUCAAAACCAGUGCUACGCUAAUCAAACGUAUGAACUAUACGUUCAAUCAGUUGAUGUCAUUAUUUUUUUCGUUACUAAUGUUGGAGAUGACCAUUGAUUUUGGUUAUACAAUGUUUACGCUGUAUUUGUUUGUAUAUAAAUUAAACAAAAUAGAGGAUCCAGGUGCUCAAUUGGAGUUUAGCAAAGGUCUGGUCCGAGUACUCAGUGCUGACCUACUAGUCCAGGGUAUACGACUGGGACUGAUAGCCGUGACCGGCCUGAGUAUGGUUCGGGUAAACUACGAGUCGCGUUCAGUACCCGUACACUUCUAUGACUGGAUGUCUCAGUUUACGCAUACAGUUUCGCCGCAAAUCUAUCAAUCGUUUCGAUUGCUCCGGUAUUAUAUGAUAUCGAAAAUCGAAAACAUCGACAGUCCGGCACUAUUGGUGAUAACGUUCCUUAAAAAUACACCAUUUAUUGGUCAGAAAAUUACACCCAGAAAUCAUAAUUAUUAUUAA